AUUUCAUCACGUGAAGAAUAGAGCGGGAAUGUUGAUUGUUGUUGUUUGUUAUAUUGUUAAUUUUGUUUAAGAUGAAUAAUGCUGCCAAAUCUUUGAUGGAAGCGCAAAACAAUUAUGAACAAUGGUUCAACUGCAGUGUUUGUCUCUGUCCAAAGACGAGAAUGGUGUUUGGGUUGUGUCAACACAAGGUUUGCGAGGAUUGUCUUUAUGAUGAGGAAAAUUGCAUCAGACCAGCCUUGAAAUUCUGUCCUAUUUGUCAAUAUACAACAUUUCCUCUACAACGACCUUAUUUACCACAAGACAAUGUUGAAAUGAUGAGGUGUCUUGGUGUAAUAAAAUGUCCCAAUCCAGGAUGUGGUGUCGAAUUGUGGAACUGGGAACUCGAAAGUCAUUUGAAGAACUGUGAAAACAAAGAUAAAGUGAAACAAACGGUGUGUACUCCAACUUAUAAGAACAGUUCAAGUAAAAAAGUGAAACAAAAGAGACUAGCCUCCUGGCACAGAACCAGAAGACUUCGCUCAGACAGACUCGUCUGAAUUGUGAUGUGAAUAGCUCUACCAUGUGACACUGUGAUAUUCUAGUCUUGUUAACUCUACGUAUGUCAGAACUGAAUUUGUUUCAGGAUAAUAAUUUCUGAGUGUUUAAAGAUAAAAACAAAAAAGUGAGAUACCGGUAUUACGUUUCCGAAGGUGACAGCGUCAACGUUUGUGUUUUAACUAAGAGUCUCGUAUCAAUGAAACUUGGUUUAUAGUUACCCUAUGAAUGUUUAUCUCAAAGCAUGUUAAAAAAAGUGUUUUAUAUAUUUUUUUUUUAACUUGGAUAUAAUUUUUAUACACACAUCUUUGAUGGGUCAUGUGUUGUCAGUUCGUAAACAUUUUGUUUCCGGGGUAUAUCUUUCUAAUCAAUUCAUAUAGGAUCAUCAAACCUUGUACAGAUUGGGAUGGCAAUGUGUCACAUACAGUACCACAACUAGGUCACCAUGACCUACUUUUCACACAUUACUGCACAUUAAAUAAAAUCCUUGUCUAGGGCAUUUCUUCCUUAUCAAUUCAUAUAGGAUCAUCAAAACAUGCAUGCAAGUCCAACUUGGGCUGGCUGUUUGUUGCAUACCAUAACUAGGUCAGCGUGACCGUACUCUUGUUUUUAGUCCUUUUUUUCCUUUAACAUGCAUUAAGAUUAACAUCAAUUUAUGGUAGGCGAGGCAUUUAAUUCUGCGUAAUUCUUAUUUAUUAUUUAACCAUUUACCCGUCAGCUACAAUCAUUAAUCUGAUUGGGUUUAAGCUGAAACCAAUUAUUAGCAAUUUGGCAAAUUUGAUCGGAAAACCAAUUAAAAUGUCUAAUGGCAUUUUUUCAUCUGGAAGUGUAGACUGGUCCGAACAUCCCAACAGCCAAAGGGAUGGCUUACAAUCUUCCAGUGAGUCCUCUGCUACCUGUUCUGAUCAUGCAAUCCACGUUUUCUACAGUUUAAACUUUUAAUUAGCCUAACAGUUUGAAUGGCUGUUGAUAUAUGAAGGGUACAUGAUUUUCAAUUAGCUUUUUGGCAAAUUAAUAAUGAAAUGAAUUUUAAAAUUUCAACUUGAAUUCUUAUUUGGCGAUUUGGAGAACAUCAGUUUUAAACUGUAAUCUUGGUUAUAUAAAAAUUUGUUAUUUACCAUUUCAUUGCUCAUGAUGUGAACUGCUUUUGGAUUAUUAAGUGGUACCAUGGAUUUUAAAAUAGAAGAGAAAAAGGCAGACUUAUAUGUUGUAUCAAUAUAUUAGUCACUUUUGUUGAUUAAAAAAAAGUGCACACGUUUAUUAUAACUUAUAACAUUAAACAUGUAAGAUGGAGAGGUCAAUUUUCGGUUUAAUGUCAUAACACCGUAAGAUUGGGGCUUUUCUUGUUGAAUCUUUGAAAAAAUAGUUUUGGAAAAGUAAUCUAACCUUAUUGCACCUCGGUUGAUAAUAAUGUUUACACACAUCGUAAAAUAUGUUUUAAAAUUCAGUGGCCCCUGAAAUGGCGACAGCGAGUUUCCUCUCUCAAUAUCUGUGUGGCCCUUAACCAUAUGCCCUACUCCAUAUAACCGUAAAUAAAGUGUGUUGAGUGCGUCGUUAAAUAAACCAUUUCCUUCCUUCCUUUGUUUUACAAUUCAAUUUUUUUUAAAUAUUGUAAAGUUGUGUGUUUUGACUCAACAUUAAGGUUAUCGCGUUAAUAUCCAUUUCUCACAAACUACAAGUCCAACAUCAAUGACACUUGGCUUAUAGUUACAUCUAUGUACGUUCAUCUCAUCUCACUGCAUUUUUUUUUUUUUUUAUUAAAAUAUAUCACAUUAAAAUUUUAAUUAAUUUUUAUUAAUUUAAAGUUGUUUUUUUUUUUUUUUUUAAAGUGUAUCUCUGACAUGCAAAAAACCCAACUUUUAUGGAUACAACUAUCAGUGACACCGAAUACGUUUUGGGUCGAAUUCUGCAGCAUUCUUGUUUGAAAAAUAAAUAUUACAUGUUUUUGGUUUAAUUGUAAGCAAUAAAUAUAAUUAUGUAGGCCAUUUAUAUUUAAAAAUAGCUAUUGCAAUGUUGUAUAUUGUAAAUUAUAUAUAUAUAUAUAUAUGUAUAUGUAUGUAUGCAGUGCUUAUGUUGGCCAAAAAAUUUAUUUGAGCAAUUUAACACUUUAAAAAAAAUUAAUAAUAAGUGUAAUAAAUCUAUUUUACUUAACCAUGCAAAAUAUAACCAAAUGAUAGCUCAUACAAUUUCCAGUUCUUUGGCCGAUAUAUUGAGAAAUACAUUUGCCAAAUGGAAAUUUCAGAUCAUGUGGCAACUUACAGUACUUUACAACAAGCUUUCAAACAUUUGUUAAACAUUGUCAAAUUACAGGCAGUCUGCAUUAUAAUUAAUCAACCACACCUAAAAAUAAAAUGUCCAAUUACACCACAGAGCUCAACUUUAACCCAUUUCCCCCCCAUCACAAUAUUUACUUUUUACUCCAUUUAUCUGUCUAGAAUAGUUAACAUUUAAGUGCUGUCAACAUCUUUUUUAUUAUUUAGUCUCUUGAGAAAAAUGGAGGGAGGCAAAAUGCAAUGACGGAGUUGCAUACAAUCCUUAAUUAGAACAGCAGGAACACUGGGUUUGCAAAAUAUUGGUACAGCAAAAUACUCGAUAGAUGUACUUAAAACUAGUUAAAACAAAUAUGAGCUAAUUUAUUUGUAUUGGUGGACUCCUUCGGCUAUUUCUUAUUCCAGCCAAUGAUUAGUGUAACAAACACAACGGUAUGUGCUAUCCUGUCUGGGAUACUGCAUAUAAAAGAUCCCUUGCUGCUAAUUUGAAAGAGUAUUGUGUGGUAGCAGUGGGUUUCCUCUCGCAUCUGUGUGGUGCUUAACCAGUUCUGAUACCAUAAAACUAGUUAAAAUGUGUGGAGGAUAAAACAUUCCUUCCUUCAUUUUAUCUAAUUUAUUUGAAAAUCUUUGCUUUCAAAAGUUGGGUGCAAAUAUUCUUAAUUCAGCUUGAUACGGUAAUAACUUGGUUUACACCAUCCUGAAUAGUAAACUGACAUGCAUUAAACAUGUUCUGUCAAAAUUAUAUGGCUUUUACAUGGGUAUAAAUGUAAUGUAUUAUUACUGCAAAGUAGUUAUACCAUAAGUUUUUAUAAUAUAUUUUGUAUACAUGUUUAUGUAUGUAGUCUUCACCAUGAACUAAAUCGAGAGUACUAGACGAGCAGUCACAUGACGUCUCAAAUAAAAUGUUUUAAUAUGUGUAGUGCACAAGGCAGUCAGUUUGUCACACUGAUGAAAACUUUUCAUACGAGUGUGGAGGGGGGCACAAAAGAUCACUCACCGUGCUUGGUGAAGACUGUUUGUACUUGGUUUAUCCUUAUGAAGCGAGUAUGUUAUGGAUCUUUGUGUAACAUUGUUCAUCAGUUUUAAGUUGAAUUCAAAUUGUUUUUGAUACUUACAUUGAACCUGGUUGGGUGUUUUUUUUUCUACAUACAAAGUGUGCCUUAUUUUAUUUCAAGUGUUUACAUCGGUCUUGUACACCAUUGUCAAAAGUGGGCAUGAUAUAGUGGUAGAGUGCAUGCUUCAGGUGCUGUCGGUUGCAGGGUCAAUUGUCAUUGACGGGCUUUCGGUUUUUCCUGUCCCAACUGGUUGAACAAAGAUUGUGGUAUGCACUCCUGUCUGUGGAACAGUGCAUAUAAGGGAUCUUUUGUUGCAUUAUCAGUAGUAGCAGCAGGUUUUCUCUCUAUGUUGACAAAGUGUCGAAGGCAUCAAAUAGCCGUAGUUACAAAAUGUGUAGAGGUGUCAUUGAAUCAAUAUUCCUUUCUCCGUUACAAAUACUGUGAUACAUGUAGUCAGUUGUGCUCCAUUUGUUCAACUCCGUCAAAGAUUUUGGGCUGGAGAAUUUAUUAUUUAUUUUUGUCUUACUGUUAAUUAUUGUUGUGCACCACAGAUGUAAAUAACACCCAAUGUAUGUUAAACCAUUUUUUAUUUUGGUUUGAUAAAGUAUUCUAUUAAAACAA
Messenger RNA from Gigantopelta aegis, 4480 nucleotides. RefSeq names its product TNF receptor-associated factor 6-like. The record is from RefSeq and is a predicted model, not a curated record. The transcript has 4 exons. Lineage: Eukaryota; Metazoa; Mollusca; Gastropoda; Neomphalida; Peltospiridae. Bases 72 to 536 code for a protein of 154 amino acids.